Funneliformis geosporum is the source of this 189-nucleotide messenger RNA. Lineage: Eukaryota; Fungi; Glomeromycota; Glomeromycetes; Glomerales; Glomeraceae. The record is from the annotation of a GenBank genome assembly.
ACCUCAAUAUUGAAUGGAUUAAGACUCUUCGCAAGGGUAUAUCUUUCUCCAUUAUUCAUAAUACUUACUAGCCUCAGAAAGGAUGUGCAAGGAAUUAUUCAUACACUUAAGACUGAUUUUCUAGAAUUACAGAUCAAGGAAUAUUAUGGCAAAUCUAAUCCAGUAGAAAAGGCUCGUGAUUUUAGCAAU